Molecule: messenger RNA, 2986 nt
Organism: Haplochromis burtoni (Burton's mouthbrooder)
Lineage: Eukaryota; Metazoa; Chordata; Actinopteri; Cichliformes; Cichlidae
Product: zinc finger protein 235
Exons: 2
Coding region: 128-1408 (426 amino acids)
Biological process (GO): regulation of transcription by RNA polymerase II
Cellular component (GO): nucleus
Molecular function (GO): RNA polymerase II cis-regulatory region sequence-specific DNA binding; DNA-binding transcription activator activity, RNA polymerase II-specific
Source: RefSeq, a predicted model, not a curated record
UUAACAGGAAGCCAAUGAAGGGAAGCCAGUGGCGUGACUGCACGGACUGAACUGCGAGAUAAUCUGCGCAUGCGUCGCUCGUUCCAAGUUUCUUUUGGAAAAAAGGAUCAAAUACGCAGCGGGCACCAUGAACACAGUGGAAUAUCUUCAACAACAGAACCACGAAAGUCUUCUUUCUGAGAAAAACCCGGAAAUGAAAUUCCACGCAGUCCUUCAACAGGACAAAGAAGGUGUAAACCAAACUGCUGUAUUGCCACCUGAUGUCCAGAAGGUUUUGGUGAUUAAAGAAGAAAUUCCCUUUGACUGGAGCUUCGGUGUGGACCAUCAGCACCAGGAGAUCCUCCAAAUAAAGGAGGAACAGGAAGAACUCCUGACCAGUGUGGGGGGAGAGCAUCUUAACGGGUCGGAGGAAGCUGAUAACACCAGGUUCUCAUUCGCUGUUGCCACUGUGAAGACUGAAAAUGAUGAUGAUGAGAAAACUCAGACUUCAGAUCUCCACCAGAACCAACAUGACUACAACAGAGAGACUAAUCGGAUAAAAGCAGAAACUGAUGGAGAGGACUAUCCAGGAGCAGAACCAGCUGGAAACCCAAAUCUAAAGAUUUGUGCAGAGCUGAAAGCAAAUGGAAACGCUUCUGAUUCUUCUGAAACUGACAUCAGUGACGGCGAUGAUGAUUGGCAGGAACCGUUAUCCUCUCCUGGACCUGAAACAAAAACCAGCGAUGGAGAUCAGAAGGAGACGCCUGUGCCUCACUUUCCUAACAGUGUUAACACUGAAAGGUUUACGCAGCAGCCUUACAUAAGACUCUACCCACAAAAGAAGCCGUUCAGCUGUGAUAUUUGUGGUAAAAAGUUCACUCGCAAAAUGCACGUUAAAACACACAUGAGGACCCACACGGGAGAAAGACCCUUUGGUUGUGACGUCUGUGGUGAGAGGUUUGCACAGGAGGGGAACUUGCGGAGUCACCUGAGAGUGCACACGGGGGAGAAACCAUUCAGCUGCGACGUCUGCGGUAAAAAGUAUAGACAGCAGGGUGUUCUGAGGACACACAUGAGAACUCACACAGGGGAAAAACCGUUUGGGUGUAAGUUUUGUGGAAAGCAAUUUAGCCAACAGACUCAUCUCAAGGCACACAUCAGAAUCCACACUGGAGAGAAACCUUAUCAGUGUAACUUCUGUGCCAGCAGCUUCAGCCAGAAGAAGCAUUUUGAUGAGCACACCAGACGGCACACUGGAGAAAAACCGUUCGGGUGCGAUUUUUGUGGAAAACGGUUCUACCGGCAGGAGUAUCUGAAGAGUCACGUUACGAUCCACACAGGAGAGAGACCGUUUGGCUGUGAUGUUUGUGGAAAAACCUUCAAUCGAAAGACACGAUUUAAGGCUCACAUGACGCUUCACAAGUGUUAGAAGCUGCAUUAUUUCAGGGUUCAUUGUGAAGGAUACAUUACCCAAGUGCCUUGGUAAGGACCACACAGAGUUUUUAAAUAUUUUAAGUUUUUUAAAUGCCUUCAAUCUGAUUUUGAUGAGUCCUACAAAUGUAUUGAAUUGUCAAGUCAGCUUUUAAGAAGUUGCUUUGCAGAAACUGCAGUUAAUGGAGUGUUGUUUAAAAAGUGUUUUGGCAGUAAAUCUGAAUCAAGCUUCUGUUAAUGUUGCUUUCAUGAGAAAGUACAUGUAUAAAUCAGAGAUUUGCUUUACAAAAGUAAAUGAAAGCCCUUUGUACCGUCCGGAGUCAUGUACAGCUGUGUCCAUAAAUAUUUGGAUAGUAGAAGAUGUCUUUGUACACCAGCACAGUGGAUUUUAAAUCAAUCGAUAUGCGAUUGGAGGUUGACUUUCACCUUUAAUUCAAGAGGUUGUACAAAAAAACGUUCAGGAAUCAUCACCAUUUUAUACUUGUGCCCUAUUUUCAGAGGCUCAAAACUGGACAACUUAACAUAAAUGUAAUUCUAAGCAUUGUUUUUAAUACUCGGAUGAAAAUCCUUCUCAGUUGAAAUAUGAAGAAACACUGAAUGCAACAAUUAAUUGUCUUACAUUGAUUUAUUUUAUAUAUAUAUUUGAAGUCUUUUACUUGCCUGCGUGCAAUAAAUAAGGAAUUAAGAAAGAAAAAACAAGUCUUUGUGUGUCUGUUUUUACACUGAAAAGUACUUCAGAGUGCUCAGGAUGUGCUCUCAGUGAGUAUGCCCCUCCUUGGGUUGGUUGGGUUUGUGUUUAGUCAACCAAGCUGGGCUGUGGAGGUCAAAUGUGCUCAGGUACAAUAUUUGAUAUUUAAUUGUCAAAGUCAAGCACAUACCUUGCUUUUAUCAGCUUCAUUGUAUUUGAAGCUUGAGUGGAAUGCAACUGAUUAGAAAUAACAUCUGACUGAAAUUAAUUUGGAAAUUUAAUUUCACUGUGUGGAGGAAACCUUUGCUGAGGAGCCAUUAAGAUAUGUAAAUGAAAGCAAUUUAUCCUCUUUUCUCAUGAUUGGCAGUAUUUAUUUUCAAUGAAAAUAAGUACAAUGAUAAAAACAUUUAUCCAGAAAAGGAACUAAUUUCUGCGAGGAGUCAGUGAGGUGGUUCACCAUCUGACUGGGAUGCCUCCUAGGUGAGCGCUUCAGGCACAUCCCACUGGAGGAUGCCAGCUGAGGGACUCUCCCAGCUGGCUUGGGAACACCUCGGUGUCCCCCAGAUGAACUGGAGGAGGUCUGAGCAUCACUGCUAAGGCUGCUACCCCCAUGACCCUGACAUGUGUAAAGGGAGAAAAAAUAGAUGCAUGGAAUUUGCAAGGCCUACCCAGUAAAAUAUUGAUUUUGAACAAUUCCUAAGUUAAAUAGACGUCCUCUUAGUCCACCAAUCUGUAGCUACCAAUGUGCUGUAUAUCAGAAGAUGCCUUUCUGAAAACAAUGAGGAUAAAUAUCAUAAAUAUAGAUGUGUCUAUUUUGUACUGUUGUGAAAUCUUUUGGUAAAUAAAACCAGAAAUAAAAGGAAGUGACAGAAAAGGUGUUGUUUCCAG